AUGAACAGGGAAACUUCGUGGGAAGAGAGUAAUCAAAGCUACCAGGGAGAAUUCAUCUUGCUGGGAGUGGCUGACCGGCCACGCUUGGAGAUGUUCCUCUUUGUCUUUGUCCUGGCCUGCUACUUGAUGACCCUCCUAGGCAACACAACCAUCAUUGUGGUGUCAAGAUUAGAUCCCCAUCUCCACACCCCCAUGUAUUUCUUCCUCAGCAACCUUUCCUUCCUUGAUCUCUGCUUCACCACCAGUCUUGGGCCCCAGAUGCUGGUGAACUUCUGGAGGAAAAGGAAGACCAUCAGUUACGGUGCCUGUGUGGCUGAGUUAUACAUCUCUCUUUCUCUGGGCGGCACAGAGUGUAUUUUGUUGGCUGUCAUGGCCUACGACCGCUAUGCUGCCAUCUGUCAUCCACUGCGUUAUACUACCAUGAUGAGUCACUCUCUGUGUUUCACAAUGGCUGCUGUCUCCUGGGUGAGUGGCUUCAGCAGCUCUGUCAUUCAGACAGUGAUGACUCUUAGGCUUCCAUUGUGUAGACGGAAUCGAGUAGAUCAUUUCUUUUGUGAGGUCCCUGCCUUUCUAAAAUUGGCCUGUGCUGACACUUCACUGAAUGAGGCUGUUCUCUUUUCUGCUGGUGUGGUGUUCCUUCUAGCACCAAUGGGUCUCAUCAUAAUCUCUUAUGGCUACAUUGUGGCUGCGGUGCUGAGGAUCUGCUCAGCUGAAGGCAGGCGGAAGGCCUUCAACACUUGUGCCUCCCACUUGUUGGUGGUGUCCCUCUUCUAUGGCACAGCCAUCUUCAGUUAUCUCCAGCCUCCCUCCAACUACUCCCGUGAUCGAGGCAAGAUGAUUUCCCUUUUCUACACCUUUGUCACCCCCAUGCUUAAUCCACUGAUCUAUACUCUGAGGAACAAGGAGGUACACAAAGCUCUUCGAAGAGUAAUGAAGAAGAACUAA
This is a messenger RNA of Python bivittatus (Burmese python), 945 nucleotides long. Its product is annotated as olfactory receptor 2G3-like. Lineage: Eukaryota; Metazoa; Chordata; Lepidosauria; Squamata; Pythonidae. Gene Ontology annotation, cellular component: membrane. Gene Ontology annotation, biological process: G protein-coupled receptor signaling pathway. The record is from RefSeq and is a predicted model, not a curated record. Gene Ontology annotation, molecular function: olfactory receptor activity; G protein-coupled receptor activity.